GAAGAAGAAAAAAAAAGAGGACGCCGCCGCAGCGCCCAACCCAACCCAACUCCGGUACGCCGUCGUCUAGGGUGCCAUGGUCGCCGCUUUGGCUGGCCGGCGCCGCUGCCUCUAGCUCCACCGCUCCACGCCUCCAUCCUCGGCCUCAAGUGCACCGCAUCCUCCGCCUCGCCGGACCACCGCGAAUCUCCCUCCGCCUCGACUCGACGGACAGCUGCCGUGGUCUUCCGCCGCCGCCUCAACCUCUGUCUUCUUGCACCCAAGUCAAGUCCGACAUCAUCAUUCAUCCUCUCCCCGAAGAACAUGGGUGCAACCAAAGUUCAGGAAGCUAAGGUUCACAGGGCGCACGUACGUACCACACUCACCAAGGAUGGGUGUGUCCAGAGGCUGGAGCCUCUUGCACUUCGCUCGGCAGGGGCCGGUUGGCCAAUCCAAGGUGAAAUGGUAGCGAGGUUGAAGGCUGCUGGCCUUCUGCCACUGGCCCGAAUGAUGGAAGGAAUUCCCAGGGAUUUCCUUGACAGGGAUCUUCUCAGCGCGCUAGUUGAUCGUUGGAAUCCAAGGACUCAUACAUUUCAGUUUCCAUGGGGAGAAAUGGGAGUGAGCCUCAAGGACGUCAGCAUGCUUCUAGGGCUACCAAUCAAGGGAGACCCCAUCGCUAAGCCAGCUGAUCCGAAAAACUGGGCGCAAGAUAUGGGCACGAGGUUUUGCAAGCACGUCCCAGAAUAUGACUCGGUGCUGAAUGUUUCAAAUACACCCAGCAGUGAGGCUAAGAAACCCACGGAGGAGCUGCGCGGGUUCUCAAAGAAACCGGCAAAGAGAAGAAAAAUAUCAGCGAAGCAGACUGAGCACCCACAGCUCAAGGAGUCUGUGCAGUUGGCCACAAAGAAAUCCACCAAGCUCAAGGAGCCCGAGGAGGAGGAGGAUUCCGCAAAGCUGCGUGGGCCCACAUUGGCAUGGUUGCGUAGCACGUAUGGGAAGCUUGUCAGGCUGAAGGAACUUACCGAGGAGCAGAGCCAGUGCGCCGUAGAGAUAUACGUGCUCUGGCUCUUUGGCUGGGUAAUGUUCACCAGCACCCAUGGUGACUGCGUCGAGCCUCGACUCAUCGAGUAUGCGAUGGAUAUUGCCUACUCAAAGAUAGAGGACUUACAAGUGUCUUUGUCCACUGAGAAAGGCUGUUGCUGACGCUGAUGCUGAUAGGAAACUUUUCCUUGUGGCUUUGAAGGAGAACUUUUGUUGUUUAGAUUAUAAUUCUUUCUUUUGUGACCAUGCACAUAGUUGAGUGUACCACCAUGUGCGGCUUUUAGUCUCUCCUCUUCUUGAACACACAUUGCUAUUGUCUUUUCUACGUCCCAUGUUCCAGGUGACAUAUUAUAGUUCACUACAAAAGCUUCAAACUCUUGUGGCAAUGAAGCCAUGACAAGGUGGACCAGGAGCGCUGAUUUGAUCUUCAGAUCCGCAUCCAUUGG
Triticum aestivum (bread wheat) is the source of this 1466-nucleotide messenger RNA. RefSeq lists its product as uncharacterized. Gene Ontology annotation, biological process: meristem development; meristem maintenance. The record is from RefSeq and is a predicted model, not a curated record. The transcript has 4 exons. Lineage: Eukaryota; Viridiplantae; Streptophyta; Magnoliopsida; Poales; Poaceae. Bases 304 to 1182 code for a protein of 292 amino acids.